AGAAAGUGAUCGGCAAUAUCAAAUUUAAUUAAAAUAAACGGCUAGUUUUCGACGUUAUUAGUUGGAAUUUGGCUAAUUUAGAGUAUAUCAAGAUAAAACUGAAAAAUUAAGUCAAAAAAGUAAUAACAGAGUACUAUACGAUGACCUCAAUUUGGCGCCGAAAGCAAGCUUUGUGAAGUGAUUCGGCGGGGAAGUCCGGCUGUGACUGAAGAGACCUCAGAACGAGCCUUCAUACGGACUGUGCAAUAUGGUUUAGGACUAGUCUUCCAGUAACGUUUUAUACCUUUACUAAGUGUGGAAUAAGAGGAGUGUACUGUUUAUCCCCAAAGAAGAAAAAUGUCAAGAAGAGGCCAGAGGCAUGCGCUACGGUCUAGGUCAUCAGACAAUGAAUCAGCUGUAGACUUCCCCUCAUCUAAACGCAGAAGAACAAUGGAAUCAGCAGAAUUAGAUGUCAUUAAUGAAAAUCAAGAACUGGCACAGCCCAACAGACAACACUUCAGAAUCAGGAAUCAGUGGAUAUCAUCUUCUUUGGUGCCAGCCACAGGUGCUUCCUCCUCAGAAGAUGAGGUAGACGGGGGAGAGGUCUCUACCCGGGGCACAGACAGGUUCCGGUCACUAGAUUUCCAGUUGCGCUUCACAAAUGUGUUCACCACGCCACUCGGCUCAAAUAAAUCUCCACUUCCCAGCUUUAACUGGGCAGAUUCACAGGAAGUUUGGCAGAACAUGAUCAAAAAGGAAAUGACAUUCCAGCGGGAUUCUGGUCUGUUCCAGAACCAUCCAGAACUCCAGCCUCGCAUGAGGUCCAUCCUGCUAGAUUGGCUCUCAGAGGUGUGCGAGGUGUACAGGUUACACAAAGAGACCUUCACCUUGUCAGUUGAUUUCAUUGACCGGUACCUGAGUGUGACCAAAGGAGUCCCCAAGACACAGCUGCAGCUCCUUGGUAUCUCUGCUCUCUUCAUUGCUGCCAAGUUGGAAGAAAUAUAUCCCCCUAAGCUUGCGGAGUUUGCUUAUGUGACUGAUUCAGCGUGUUCAGAGAAAGAUAUUAUUAAACAGGAGAUGAUCAUUGUUAAAGCUUUGAAGUGGGACCUCUCACCCAUGACAACCAACGCCUGGCUCGGGGUGUACCUUCAGGUGGCCAACAUGGAACACAUCACUGACCAGGAGCUGGGCUUCGUGUUCCCACAGUUCUCCACACAUGCAUUCAUCCAGAUCUCCAGACUCUGUGACUUGAGCUUGAUGGACGUGGGAUCCCUACAGUUUAGGUACAGCAUUAUUGCUGCGUCAGCCCUGUAUCAUCACACAAACGAGCAGCUUGUUAUGGACGUCUCAGGUUUUAACUGGGCCGACCUUUACCCCUGCAUCAAGUGGAUGGCACCUUUUGCCAAAGCUAUCCUGGAGGUGGGCCAGUCCCCCAUCAAGUUCUUCCAGAACAUCAACUCUGAAGACUGUCACAAUAUACAGACACAUAAUGUGGAUAUGGCACUAGUUGAUCGCGCGGCUGCUCAUCAAACUGCAUUCAAAGAGAAAGAACGUGAGUGUCCAUCAUCUCUGGACCUCUCUGCUCAGCUUGUUGGACUUCUGACCCCGCCCAGCAGAGGUCACCCAGAAGCUGUGAUGGAGGAUGAUGACCCAGACAGUUAGUACCAAGCUACCACACACAAUUUUUUUACUCUGUGGAUUUAUGUUAAUGAAAUGCAUAACUUGUGAAUUGGAAUGUUUUAAUUACAUGACAUUCUUAAUGUAAAAUAAUGUAAAAAAAAAAAGAUUUAAAGAAACUAAAAAAGAUAACAUGUAAAUAUUAGAAACAAGUUAAAUGUAAAUGAAAUAUCUAGACAUUCUUCCUACUUGAUUUCUGUGCAUGCAAGUGAUUUUGAGUCCAAAAGAGGUUGAAACUGUACAUCUGAGAUGGUUUCUGUAUUGUUUUGAGGAAUUUUGUAAUGUGUUCAGAUGUGUUAAGUACCACUUAAAUGUUUGUGUUUAUCAUCUGAGAUUGUUUAUCUGUAUUAUUUUGAGGAAUUUUGUAAUGUGUUCAGAUGUGUAAAGUACCACUUAAAUGUUUGUGUUUAUCAUCUGAGAUGGUUUAUCUGUAUUGUUUUGAGGAAUUUUGUAUCGUGUUCAGAUGUGUUGUGUUUACUGUGUGACCACUUAAAUGUUUGUGUUUAUUUGUUUGUCAUGACAGUAGCCCAUCAUUCCAUUUUUACUGUCACGGGAAAACAUUUGUUUUUAUAAACAAAAACAAAACUUUGUUGUAUGUGUAAAGUUAAUUCAUAAUAUAAUGAUGACCAUAAUAUGUUUUAAAAUAAUAAUGCAUUUUGUAUCAUAAAAGUGUACAUAGUUUUCAUAUUACUCAGUGACAUUUCAGUUUGACAAAAAAAAAAGUUGUGUACAUAAGAAAAAAAAGGGUUUAGUAAAUUCUAAUAUAUUUUUGUUUGUGAUUAAAGUCUUCGUAUGCAUACUGUCUAAGGAAAGAUAGUUGAUUUAUUAUGUGCAAAAAUAUCCAGUGGUGUAAUGCAAUUUUAUUUUCGUUGCUACCAGUUGGUCAAGCUGUUGGCUAAAAAAAAAACCAGAAUAUUUUGGUUA
Messenger RNA from Physella acuta, 2580 nucleotides. RefSeq names its product G1/S-specific cyclin-E. NCBI's taxonomy places the organism in Eukaryota, Metazoa, Mollusca, Gastropoda, Physidae. The record is from RefSeq and is a predicted model, not a curated record.